AUGUGUAGCUUCCCAGACAGUAAUCAACAAAAGAGUGGACAGUUGACCCAAUUGUCUAAUGACACGAACGACUUUUUAAAGGAGGAAUCGAUCAAGGAUGUAUCCAAUUUGCUUGAGAUAAAUAAGGCUGGAAUAUGUGUUUGCUUGGCAACUAUAGAAGAUAUUGAUAUUCAAUACAAUUGGUACUAUGAUGCUUGCAAAAGAUGUAAUAAUGGAUUGGUUAAAGAAGGUGAUGUAACUCGAUGUAGGAAGGAAAAUCAUGUUGUGAAAUCUACCAUCCCGAGGUUCAAGAUCAAAUUCAUCGUAUCGGACAAGACUGCAGAUGCUUCUUUCUUAAUGUUUGAUAAAGAAGUAUCUAAAUUGGUUCGUAAGACAGCCAAAGAAAUACUUGACUUGCAAGGUAAGGAUGCUAUUGAAACUACAUUUCCAGAAGAAUCCAAGUUUUUCCUUGGCAAAAGAUAUUUGUUCAGAGUGAAGGUUCCAAAUAACAAUGCAGUAGAUGAAAAUUCGACAUACACUGUUGUAAGCACAACUGAGACAAAUGGAUGGGACUGUAUAUAA
Molecule: messenger RNA, 561 nt
Organism: Beta vulgaris subsp. vulgaris (sugar beet)
Lineage: Eukaryota; Viridiplantae; Streptophyta; Magnoliopsida; Caryophyllales; Amaranthaceae
Exons: 4
Coding region: 1-561 (186 amino acids)
Biological process (GO): DNA replication; DNA recombination; DNA repair
Cellular component (GO): nucleus
Molecular function (GO): DNA binding
Source: RefSeq, a predicted model, not a curated record